This is a messenger RNA of Eimeria acervulina, 903 nucleotides long. RefSeq lists its product as hypothetical. The transcript has a single exon. The annotation marks the transcript as partial. NCBI's taxonomy places the organism in Eukaryota, Apicomplexa, Conoidasida, Eucoccidiorida, Eimeriidae. The record is from RefSeq and is a predicted model, not a curated record.
AUGACGGCCAAACAAAAACCGAAGAAGAGCGCGAAGAAGGCUGCUGCUGCUGCUGCUGCUGCUGCUGCUGCUGCAGCAGGCUCCUCAGCAGCAGCACGAACAACAACACCAGCAGCAACAGCAAGUACAGAAGCAGCAGCAGCAACAACAAAGCCUAGCAAGCGUCUAGAUAAGCGUUUCCUUGCUGCUGGCGACCCUCGCUUCAGCAUCAACACCACAGCAAGGCAGCAGCAGCAGCAGCAGAAGCAGCUGCUGCAGCAGCGAAAGCAGCAGCAGCAGCAGCAGAGUGGUUCCUCCACCUCUAGCGCUUCCGGUGAGUCUCGUUCGAAGCGUGAGGCGAAGCUAGAGGCAGCAAGGGAUGCAGAAGAGCGAGCAGCAGCAGCAGCAGCAGCAGCAUCUGCUGCGAGUGCCACAGGAACAGCAGCAGCAGCAGCAGCAGAAGCGGAUGCAGCUGCUGCAGUGUACAGCGAUCCUCGCUUUUCUCGCAUCUUCACUGAUCCUUCUUUCUUAGUAGGCAGAGGCCUCAGCGGUUCUGUAGACAAAUAUGGUAGAACCAGCAGCAGCAGCAGCAGCAGCAGCAGCAGCAGCAGCAGCAGCAGCAAGAAGAAUAAGAAGAAGCAGAAGGGAGAAGGCGUGAAGCAUCGAUCUAAAGAAGCAAAGACACCGCAAGAGAGACUUGCUGCUCGCGUUGCCAAGGAAGAAUUGCUGCAGCUUUAUGCCCCAGCAAAUGAAGAUGCUGCAUCUGCUGCAGCAGCAGCUGCUGCUGCUGCUCCUGCUGCUGCUGCUGCCGAACGCAGUAGCAGCAGCAGCAGCGAAAGCAGCGACAGCAGCGACAGCGACAGCGACAGCAGCAGCAGCGAGGAAGAGAGUGGCGUAUGGCAAGAGAACGAAGACGUGCCUAGG